CCUGGCAACGGUGUCCAUGGGAACGGGUGUGGGUGCAUCAUCUGAAAGGCGGGUCGGGUCGGGUCGGGCCGGGCGGCGGCGGCGGCUCCAGUGCCCCAGUGCCCCAGGCGCGGCCCCUCCAGCAGCACCGACUCACUGCAUGCAUCUGGGGGCCCCGAACCACCACUGCUGCCGCAGCCCCCGCCUCAGCACGGACAACGACGAUGUGGUUGUAUGAUCAGCUACUGGUUGUUCAAAUCGGUCAAACAUUAUCUUCCUAGUUAAACACAUCCGUACUGUAUGGAAACCGAAAGCAAAAACCAUCCUCAUUUACAGUCUAUAAAUCAGAGCAAGUUAAGAUGUGAACCAUUGCCUCAGAAGAAGAGGAGAAAAUGUAUUACAUUGCAAGAACGUGGAAUCAAAAACAAUGCUGGCCGGAGUUUAGCUUCAAGCUUCAAACAUGUCACCGAGGUGAGAAAGGCUGAUGUCUUCCUCAGGAAAAAGAUCAGAGAUGGAGAUUUGCAAGCAAACUUUCUAUUAGGUCAACUCUACUUUGAAGAGGGAUGCUAUGAAACAGCUCUGGAAGAGUUCAACAAUAUUAAAGACUGCGACUUCCAAGCUCUCUAUCAGCUUGGUGUGAUGUAUUACGAUGGACUAGGCACCAAGGAGGACCCUGCUCUAGGUGUGGAAUAUAUGAAUCGAAUCAUAAACACCGAUGAUCCAAAAGCGAGCCAUUUGAAAUUUGCUGCGUAUUACAACCUGGGCAUUGCUUCCCUUGAGGGAUUUGGAAUGCAGCAGUCUGAUUCAGAAGCAGAAAGACUGUGGAUCCUUGCUGCAGAUGAUGGGAACCCUAAAGCAAGUGUGAAAGCCCAAACUACUCUGGGCAUGUUCUACUGCAGGGCAGAGACUAAAAACCUGCAAAAGGCAUUCUUUUGGCAUUCUGAAGCGUGUGGCAAUGGAAGUCUAGAGUCUCAGGGUGCAUUGGGAUUACUGUACCUUAAUGGACAGGGCAUUCGCAAGGACAUCCAAUCAGCUUGUGAGUGCCUGAAGGACGCAUCGAGCAGAGGCAAUGUUUAUGCUCAGGGUCACUUAGCUGCUUAUCUGUAUAGUCGGAAACUGUACAACAGUGCUGCUGAGCUCGCAUACAGGGUUGCCCAGUAUGACAAUAUCCUGUUCAUAGCAAAGGAAACUGAUUGCCUGCCAUCUUACAUAGCAAAGGGUAUUGCCCUGGGUGCUUUCUACUAUGGGAGAUGCCUGCAGCUGGGCCUGGGAACAAAACCCAAUCAAAUGGAAGCCAGAAAAUACUUCUGCAAGGCGAUUAACAUGGAUCGGGAUAUAGCAUCUGACUUACACUUUCAAGUGAUAAUGGAAAGAAUUUAAGAAGAAGCCAUUGUGGAGAAACCUCAACAAGACUCUGCUUCUGUGGGUUAAAGUUAGGGCAGUUAGGUGAAGCUUUUCAUCCUGUAAUUCAUACACCAUUUUGGAAGCGGACAAUUGAAGAGGUACCAUUAAGUCGAUUAAAAAUGGCUUGUAACUCCUGCAAAGCAAAAAUUCUUAAAAUCCUAGGUACUUGAGAAUAAGUUUGGGCAUUACCAACCUGAGCCAUUACAAACUGAACGGGUGAACAUUUUGAUCCUAUGAGGUAUCUGCCAUAGAUAGAUAUAUAUAUAUUUUUUAAUUAUCCUCCAAUACUAUUUUUUUUUUAGCUUGUGCUCUUGUGACAAAUGUUGCUGACAAUGAUGUUUCAUGUGACCCGAGCAAAGGCUUCACUUUAGCAAAGUAUCUCAAACCAUUUCGGAGACGGGAUCACAAAAUGACAAACCAAAUCAGAGGAAAUGGUAGGAUAUACCAAAGCGAAAUGAUGCGCAUGAAAAACCUGCAAUAAUGGCAGAAAACGCAGGCAAUCUGCCGCAGAGAGGUCCGAUGCUGUGUGUGUGGAAUUUGCACACUCUUCACGUGCAUGCUCCAGUUUCCUCCCACAUUCCACAGAGCUAGGUAAAUUAAUUGGUGACUGUAAAUUGCCCUUGGUAGAGGUGGGCGGCAGGAGAAACAGGUUGGAGUUGACGGGCUAUUGAGAGAGAUUAGGGAAACGGGGUAACUUGGUGGGGGAAUGGGACCUUUGAGAUUGCUCUGAGGGCCAGCAUCAACCCAAUGGGUCAAAUGGCCCGAUGAAAAGUCAUUGGCUGGAAAUGUUGACUUCAUUCCUUUUGUUCCCCCAUAUCCACCCUGACCCGCCGAGUGCCUCCCGUAUGUGUUUGUAUCGGGGACAUCUCAAGAGCGAGUCAUGGUUCUGAGCUAAUAAAGAUCGUCUUUAGAAGAAGAGAGGCACUUAGGGAUGGAUAUUCCAAGUCCUAAGACAAUGGUGGAGGAUACGAGGGAGAAAAGAAAAAGCAAGAGCAAAUGUCAGACUCUGCACAAGUCUGAGACACUAAGUGUAUUCGGCGAGUAGUGUGCAACGGGGAAUACAUAUUUUUUUUUAUUUACUUAGGGAUUUUUGGAAGAGUAGGACAAGGAGUCUUGUAUUUAGAGAGGAUGUGAACAUGGGGGACAAUACGGAAGAUCAUGUGAGAUCUGCAGCAAUACUGCCUGGCCACAAGGGGGGAGUACUGAGCUGAACUUAGCUUGACGAUCGUCCUUGCAUGGACUUCCUUUCAACAUGAACCCCAAUCUAGAAUGAACCUCAUCGCCAAAGUACAGAAGUCAUUUCUACUGUGGUAUUAAACGGUCCCAGUCUGCGAGCUCGCAUGAUCUUCUGUCAUUGUUCCCACUUUCCAGGCCCAGGCGACAUCCUUACUGCUCCCUGCCAAAUGAAUUUUCCCCUCUCAAUUACCAGAUAGGAGUCAUUUUGGACUUAACACAGCUGUGUCAUUGAGAGCUGGAGAAAAAAAAAUUGUUAAUUUAAAAUAUCUUUUGCAUAUUUUUUUUAAUUGUCCUUCAAUUCGUUGAGUUUGAGGUCUUUUAGCACAUGUUGCUCAAAGGGACUUCUGGUGAGGAGCCUGGCGGUGGAGUUGUGAAUCAGAACGGAAUCCCAAGGCGACUCAGAAGCAUAAUGAAAAACUGCAAAGUGAUUGAAAGCAGUGCAGAAGGUGCAUCUCCUCCUUGGUCGACACUGCAGCUCCCGCAACCUUGGUCCAAAACCCCCUUCUUUGUCCUGUGCAACAGGUCAAACGUUGCUGGAAAUUCAGGUUCUCCCUUAACACUGUGGAGAAGAUGAAUUCUUGUUGGUGUGUUUUCUAACAAAAUCAUAAAAUGUGAAUGGAAACAAAAAUAUAUUGAAGUAGUUUGCUGAUUUUGUUAAAAGAUGAAGGCUGGGUCUGUUUGCUUGAUGUUGAGCGACAGACACUGGCAUCAGGGGUGUGUUUUACCCCGAACGCUGUGUGGAGUGAAUAAAUCAAAACUGAAGACAA
Messenger RNA from Amblyraja radiata (thorny skate), 3386 nucleotides. It is a transcript of the gene lrp2bp, whose product is annotated as LRP2 binding protein. The coding region runs from base 280 to 1359 and encodes 359 amino acids. The transcript has 10 exons. Gene Ontology annotation, molecular function: protein binding. NCBI's taxonomy places the organism in Eukaryota, Metazoa, Chordata, Chondrichthyes, Rajiformes, Rajidae. The record is from RefSeq and is a predicted model, not a curated record.